AUGAGGGCAGCUCUCCCCCUGCUGCUGCUGCUGCUGCUUUUAGCCAGUGCUGGUGCCAUGCACCGAGGCAAAGCUUACAUCCGGGACAAGGUCUGCCAGGAGUUCAACACCCUGGGGAAGGAGGAAUUCCGGACCCUGAACAUCAUAGCCAAGAGCAGGAAGUUCUCCAACGCCACCUUUGAGGAGAUCCAGCACCUGGUGCAGGAGAUCGUCUCCCUAGCUGCCACCUGCUGCGCAGACACUGCCGACCCCUCCUGCUACGACGCUGGGUCCUCAGCUCUGUCAGCCAAGUCCUGCAGCGGGACCUCUCCCUUCCCCUUCCACCCGGGCACCGCCGGCUGCUGCAGGCAGGAGGGGCUGGAGCGGAAGCUGUGCCUGGCAGCCCUGCGGCACCCCCCGCAGCAGCUGCCACGCUACCUCCAGCCCUCCAACCAGGAGCUCUGCCAGGCCUUCAAGAAGGACCCCAAGGACUUUGCAGACCGGUUCCUCUACGAGUAUGCCAGCAGCUAUGGCCAGGCUCCCCUGCCCGUGCUCCUGGGCUCCACCAGGAGCUUCCUCUCCAUGGUCUCCACCUGCUGCAUCUCCCCUGUGCCCACUGCCUGCUUCCUGAAGGAGAAACUGGCAAGGAAAACCCUGUCCCUGCUGACCCUGCUGUCCAACCGGGGCUGCUCCCGCUUCAGUGCCUAUGGCAAGGACAAGGUCACCCUCAGCUUCCUCACCUCACUGGCUCAGAAGAUGCCUGCAGCUUCCUUUGAGGACCUCUUCCCCCUGGCAGAAGAUGCUGCUGAGGUGUUCUCCCAGUGCUGCGACUCGGUGGCCGAGGACUGCAUGCAGAGAAAGCUGUCGGAGCACACAGCCAAAGCCUGCGGUGCGCUGUCGGCUCGAGACGAGAGGGUUGCCAACUGCUGCAAGGGCAAGAACCUCAUGGAGAACUACUUCUGCAUCUCUGCUUUGCCACCAGCACCCGCCCCCAAGCUGCCCGAGGUGCCCAAGCCUCUGGACAAGCAGCUGUGUGGUGAGGAGGGGGCAGGCCACGCCAAGAGGUACCUGUUUGAGCUGGCACGGAGGCAGCCCAGCCUCCCCGAGGCUGCCCUCAGCAUGCUCUACGAUGCUUAUACCAAAGCCAGGGAGGAAUGCUGCUCUGCCAAGGACCCCUCCAGCUGCCUGCAUGCCAAGCGCCAGCAGAUGGGGGAAAAGCUUCCUCUCUUCCUGGAGAAGGCCAACCAGCUCUGUGACCAGUACACCCAGUUAACUUUCCUUGACUUCAAGAAGAGGCUGCAGGAGAGCUUGGCAGAGGCAGUGCCCAAGGCCAGCGCGGAGCUGCUGGGGCAGCUGGUGGAGCAGCGAGCUGACUUCGCCUCCACCUGCUGCCCCCACAACUCACCUCCCCUCUACUGCUCCUCCAAGGUGAGCUCGCAGCUGGGAGAGUUGUGUGCUGGAGGGUCCUGCCUCCUGGGUUAGGUGCCCAGAGCUGAGCAGCCAGAGUGGGGGUCUGGUGCCAGGGACCACUUCUCUGGUCAUAGAUGAUGGGAAGAGGGAGAGAAGGGGCUGGGAAGUGUGGCUGAGCUCUGUGGGGCACACGGGGAAGCAGGACCUCGAAGUGGAGCAAGAAGGAACUGGGCUGGAGGAUGCUCCACAGGGGGAUACUUCUCCUUGCACCUGGAGAGGAAGGUGCCCCCAAGCCUGCUGCUCCCCACCACCAUCACCAUCGAUGGCUUCCUGCAAUAAAGACU
Indicator indicator is the source of this 1733-nucleotide messenger RNA. It is a transcript of the gene GC, whose product is annotated as GC vitamin D binding protein. The record is from RefSeq and is a predicted model, not a curated record. NCBI's taxonomy places the organism in Eukaryota, Metazoa, Chordata, Aves, Piciformes, Indicatoridae. Gene Ontology annotation, cellular component: cytoplasm; blood microparticle. Gene Ontology annotation, biological process: vitamin transport. Gene Ontology annotation, molecular function: vitamin transmembrane transporter activity; vitamin D binding. The transcript is spliced from 12 exons. Bases 1 to 1461 code for a protein of 486 amino acids.